GGAAACCGCGUGACAACAAGAUGGCGCCGCGGGACUGCACAGUGGGCCUGCGUGGGAGUUCCUGACAGCUAGAGUCUAGAAGAACUAUGAGCUCACCUUUGGCCUCCCUUGGCAAGACCCGGAGAGUGCCCCUGCAGUCAGAGUCCGUGAAUUCAGGGAGGCGAGGGAUAAAACUCUAUGGAGACGAAAAUGAGGUGGACUUGCUGAAUGAUGGACAGGGCUCAGAAGAAAGGAUCUCCGUCCCUUCCUGCUAUGGCGGCAUAGGUGCCCCUGUGAGUAGGCAAGACCCCACGGCCCACAACUCAGAGCUGCUGGCCACCAUGACGAUGAAGGUGCGGGACCUGGAGCGGCAGGUGAAGGCUCAGACUGACGAGAUGCUGUCCAAGGAUCGGAAGAUCCGGGCCCUGGAGAAAAUGGUGGAGACCCUGCAGGAGAACGAGGAAGGUCAGGCGUCCCUGCAGCGGCAGGAGGAGCUGGAGACCAUGUGCAUGAAGCUGCAGCGGCAGGUCGGGGAGAUGGAGCGGUUCCUCGGUGACUAUGGCCUGCGCUGGGUGGGUGAGCCCACGGACCAGGAGGACUCGGAGGACAGCACAGGCUCAGAGGACGACAAGAGGGACUGGAUGAAGGCCAACAAGUUCUGGAAGCCAGGGGAUUCACUGGUCCCUGAGGUGGACUUUGACAGGCUGCUGGCUAGCCUGAAGGAUCUCAGUGAGCUGGUGGUAGACGAUGACACCCAAGAGACGCCAGUGCCCUGCGGAGCACAGCCCUGCGUCCUUGAGCCCAUCCCACUGAAGCUGUACCGGAACGGCAUCAUGAUGUUUGACGGGCCCUUCCGGCCGUUCCAUGAUCCUGCCACACAGCGCUGCCUCCGAGACAUAUUGGAUGGCUUCUUCCCCUCAGAGCUCCAGCGCCUGUACCCUGAUGGGGGCCCUUUUAAGGUGAGUGACCUGCGCAACCAGGUCUACCCAGAGAAUAGGCUGGACCCAUUUCCAGGCGAGGGCCGCGUGGUGGGCUGGCAGAGGAUUCGAAAGCCCUCAGUCACAAUGGAGCACCCAGGCUCCAAGAUGACUGCAGAGAGGUUUCUGAGCAGGCUCCCCAAGUAUGUGAUCCGUCAAGGCGAGGUGAUUGACAUCCGGGGCCCUAUCCGGGACACCCUGAAGAGCUGCUGCCCGUGGCCUGUCCCGGUCCAGGAGAUUGUGGUGGAGACACCUGCCCUGACUUCGGAGCGUAAGAGGAUCCAGGAGUCACCGGAGUCGCCUGCUCCCCGGCUCUCCAUGCUGCGCGUCAAGUCUGAGGACGGUGAGCAGGCCUUUCUGCUGCUGAUGCGGCCCGAGGACACUGUCGGUGAUGUGCAUGACCUGCUCGCACAGGCCAGGGCCCUGGACGCAAACACCUUCGAGAUCUUCCGUCCGUUCCCGCCCACAGUCUACGAGGACAACGCGCUCACGCUGCAGGCUGCAGGACUGGUGCCCAACGCAGUUCUGCUACUGCGUGCACGCCGCCAGGCUCUGCCACCUGCCCCCUGACCCAGCCCGGCCACCAAUCCCAAUAAAGCGCCCGCCCCUAACCAGCUGCUGCUCAGAGAGGCUCCUCUGUGGGGCAGCCCAGCUGGGCUCCAGGGAAGGCUGGGGCCCAGCUGGGCCGGGGAGGGGGCGGUGCUGACCCGCCCUCUCUGUAACUUGAGCCCCAGCUGGCAGGCCUAGGCGCUGGGUCUUUGUCUCCCAGGUUCCUCUUUCUCCCCAGAAGGGUUAAGCAGUUCCAGUGAAGGGGAGGCUGGCUCCAGCACUGGCUCAGCUGGGGCGGCAGAGCCUCAUGGGCCAGUGUGUAGCCAGCAGAUCCCCGUGCACAGAUAUGCACAGAACCACAAACAUGUGGGAAGCUUCCUUGACACUGUGCACAAAGCCACUGUCCCCAAACUGGCAGAACUGCAGCUGUGCACCGAUUCCCAUGACACACCCACACUUAGCCAAUUUGCUGGAACACAGGCAGGCAGCCACAUGGCCCAGCCACAUUACUGACAGACAUGCAAAUGUGUAGUACACGCCAAGGCAGAGAUGUAUCAUCACAUGCAUGUGAACUGGAAGGGGACCCACCCACACUGUUUGCAGAAACCAUUGGUCCACACAGACGUGUGCCGGACAUACAUCCAAACACAUGCACUAUCUCACGCAAGUGCCACACAGGGGACAGCUCAACCGACCUGCCCACAGGAGCACAGCCUCAGCAGACUUACAUCUACCAGCCUUGCUCAGAGCAGGAACUCAGGAUGUCUAGGCAACACCAAACAGACAAGGUGCCAAUGGAAUGGGACAUUUAAUCAUCUGUCGGGUGCUCUCAGGUUGGGGUCUGCGGGGCCUUUGGCAGAGCGCUGGCUAAUGGAACCAACAAAGGUGCCCAUCAGCCAGUGCCAGGCAGGGUGGCAGCCCCAGGGCCAGGCUGAGACAGCCAGCACUUGGGCUGUUGUUUAAGACAAUUUCUGAGACUACUGGGUAAGGAAUGUUGCCUCUGAAUGGAGGAGAGGGAAGAGGAGGAUAGGCUUUGGUUGGAGGGCAGGGCUUCAAGGUCAGAAGGUUAGGAAUAAAGGAGUUGGUCACAAGGUCCUUCAUGGCCCACAAUGGCUGGGGGCUGGGG
Messenger RNA from Phyllostomus hastatus (greater spear-nosed bat), 2631 nucleotides. It is a transcript of the gene UBXN11, whose product is annotated as UBX domain protein 11. Gene Ontology annotation, molecular function: ubiquitin binding. Bases 87 to 1526 code for a protein of 479 amino acids. The transcript is spliced from 15 exons. NCBI's taxonomy places the organism in Eukaryota, Metazoa, Chordata, Mammalia, Chiroptera, Phyllostomidae. Gene Ontology annotation, biological process: proteasome-mediated ubiquitin-dependent protein catabolic process. The record is from RefSeq and is a predicted model, not a curated record.